Molecule: messenger RNA, 1714 nt
Organism: Halteromyces radiatus
Lineage: Eukaryota; Fungi; Mucoromycota; Mucoromycetes; Mucorales; Cunninghamellaceae
Product: serine/threonine-protein phosphatase 2B catalytic subunit A1
Exons: 10
Coding region: 18-1664 (548 amino acids)
Biological process (GO): calcineurin-mediated signaling; fungal-type cell wall organization
Cellular component (GO): calcineurin complex; cytoplasm
Molecular function (GO): calmodulin-dependent protein phosphatase activity; calmodulin binding
Source: RefSeq, a predicted model, not a curated record
UGGAUACUUCUACUGACAUGGAUAUUGACCCUCCAAUUCGUCCUAUUAGUCCUGCUAUUCAAAGACUUAAUAAUAAGAAACCUGUACCUACUAUUCAUUUUACUGAAUAUACUAUGGAAGAUGGUACUAUUGUCAGUACUAGAGACCGCGUAGUUCAAGAUGUCCCUGCACCUGCUGUGAACAUUCCUACUGACGAAGACUUUUGGCAUCCUGAACUUCCUGACUUACCAAAUACUGAUUUUCUUAAAGACCAUUUUUAUCGUGAAGGCAGACUGACAGAAGAACAAGCUCUCUAUAUUAUUGAAAAAGGCACUGAAUUAUUAUCCAAAGAACCAAACUUACUAGAUGUGGAUGCUCCUAUUACAGUUUGUGGUGAUAUACAUGGUCAAUACUAUGAUUUGAUGAAAUUAUUUGAAGUGGGUGGUGAUCCAGCAAAUACGCGAUAUCUCUUUUUAGGUGAUUACGUCGAUCGAGGAUAUUUUUCUAUUGAGUGCGUCCUUUAUUUAUGGAGUCUGAAAAUGUGGUAUCCGAAUACAUUAUUUCUAUUACGUGGAAAUCAUGAAUGUAGACACUUGACUGAUUACUUUACUUUUAAGAUUGAAUGUCGUCAUAAAUAUACGGAAAAAGUCUAUAAUGCAUGUAUGGAAUCUUUUUGCUCGCUCCCUCUUGGUGCUAUAAUGAAUAGACAAUUUCUAUGUAUCCAUGGUGGUUUAUCUCCUCGAUUACAGACUUUGGACGAUUUUAAUCAAAUUGAUCGAUUCCAUGAACCUCCCACUCAAGGAUUAAUGUGCGAUUUACUAUGGGCUGAUCCACAUGAAGAUUUUGGAGAAGAAACAACAAAUGAAAUGUUUACACACAAUCAUGUGAGAGGCUGUUCUUACUUUUUCAGUUAUUCUGCCUCAUGUGCUUUUUUGGAAAGAAACGGCCUCUUAUCCAUCAUUAGAGGACAUGAAGCUCAAGAUGCUGGUUAUCGUAUGUACAAACGAAGUCGGUCGACAUCCUUUCCAGCAGUCAUGACCAUAUUUUCGGCACCCAACUAUCUUGAUAUUUACAAUAACAAGGCUGCUGUUUUGAAAUACGAAAAUAAUGUAAUGAAUAUUCGACAAUUCAAUGCUACUCCACACCCUUACUGGUUACCCAAUUUUAUGGAUGUUUUUAGUUGGAGUUUACCUUUUGUUGGCGAAAAAAUUACGGAUAUGCUUAUUGCAAUCCUCAAUAUUUGUAGUGAAAAGGAAUUGGCAGAUGGAGAACAUCGAUUAUCAUUACAACAACAACCUAUAAAUACCGCGAAUCUUAGCAAUGACGAUAUAGAUCAAAGACGAACAGUGAUUCGGAGUAAGAUUUUGGCCGUUGGUAAGAUGUCUAGAGUAUUCUCUGUUUUGCGUGAAAACUCUGAACGUGUGAUGGAACUCAAGUCGUUAUCGCCUACUGGAAAACUACCUUUGGGAACUCUUGCUUUGGGUGUGGAAGGAAUCAAAUCAGCCAUUACCAGUUUUGAAGAUGCCAAAAAAUCCGAUAUUGAAAAUGAAAGAUUACCACCUACUCGUGAAAUGAAGGAUGCAAAACUCAAGGAAGAAACUGACAACAAAAUCAGAGAUGCUGUGGAAGAAGAGGAUCAACACAUGAAUGAAGUAGCCGACGCUAUUAUGGUGGAUGCUGAUUAGUUUAUGAAUGUUGAUUAGUAUUAUUUUGUUUAUUUUAUCUUCGUUGUGAC